ACCACACGCUCUCAUUUCAUUCACAGAGAGAAAAAAAAAAUUAGAAAGAUCCCCAACUCAAUUGUGCAGAACUAACUGCAGAUACUCUCUCUACAUUUUCUCUCACUUUCUUUUCUCCAACUAACUUUAUUAUUUCACUCUUCAAAGCAAGCACACUUUAAUUUUCUCAUAUAAAUUAAGGUCGAUCAUGGCUGUGGAUUCGGCUCUAUCAUCUCCUUUGGGUCCCCCUGCGUGCGAGAAGGACGCGAAAGCGCUGCAGUUCAUCGAAGAGAUGACGCGAAACGCCGACGCCGUCCAAGAGAGGGUGUUGGCGGAGAUUCUGAGCCGCAACGCCGAGACAGAGUACCUCAAGCGCUUCAAGCUCGGCGGCGCCACCGACCGCAAAACCUUCAAGUCCAAGGUUCCGGUGAUCACCUACGAGGAUGUUCAACCCGAGAUUCAGCGCAUCGCCAAUGGCGACCGCUCUGCAAUCUUGUCUUCACAUCCCAUCUCUGAAUUCCUCACCAGCUCAGGGACUUCAGCUGGUGAGAGGAAACUGAUGCCAACAAUUAAGGAAGAGCUGGAUCGUCGCCAACUUCUAUACAGCCUCCUCAUGCCAGUUAUGAACCUGUAUGUGCCAGAUUUGGACAAGGGGAAGGGGUUGUACUUUUUAUUUGUGAAAUCCGAAACAAGGACACCUAGUGGGUUACUGGCUCGCCCGGUUCUCACAAGUUACUACAAAAGUGACCAUUUCAAGACCCGACCCUAUGACCCGUACAACGUUUACACCAGCCCCAACGAAGCCAUUCUCUGCCCGGACUCAUUCCAGAGCAUGUACACCCAAAUGCUUUGCGGCCUCAUCGAACGCAACCACGUCCUCCGACUUGGUGCUGUCUUCGCCUCUGGCCUCCUCCGCGCAAUCCGUUUCCUCCAGCUCAAUUGGCCAGAAUUGGCCCAUGACAUCUCUGCCGGAUCCUUGAAUUCCCGGGUCACCGACCCUGCAAUUCGAGAUUACAUGUGCCAUGUGAUGAAACCCGACCCGAAACUGGCCGAAUUUAUUGGACAAGAAUGCUCCAAAGAAAAUUGGGAGGGAAUCAUCACAAGAAUUUGGCCCAACACAAAAUAUUUGGAUGUUAUUGUAACAGGUGCAAUGGCCCAAUACAUUCCAACACUAAACUACUACAGUGGUGGGUUGCCACUUGCAUGCACCAUGUACGCUUCCUCGGAGUGCUACUUCGGGCUAAACCUUAAUCCCAUGUGCAAACCCUCCGAGGUUUCCUACACAAUCAUGCCAAACAUGGCCUACUUUGAAUUCCUUCCUCACGAGUCCAGCAGGGUAGACAGCUCGGCCCCGCCGAAACUGGUUGACCUUGCUGACGUGGAAGUGGGAAAGGAAUAUGAGCUUGUGAUCACCACCUAUGCUGGCCUCAACCGCUACCGUGUCGGUGACAUCCUCAGAGUCACUGGGUUCCACAACUCUGCGCCGCAGUUCCACUUUGUCCGUCGUAAGAACGUGCUGUUAAGCAUCGAUUCGGACAAGACGGACGAGUCAGAACUGCAGCGUGCAGUGGAAAACGCCUCCAAACUUUUGGCCGAGUUCAAGACAAGCGUUGUUGAGUACACAAGUUAUGCGGACACAAAAACUAUACCUGGUCACUACGUGAUAUAUUGGGAGCUUCUGACGAAGGACGACUCUGCGAACUUGCCGAGUCACGAGGUGCUGAAUCGGUGCUGCUUGGAGAUGGAGGAAUCACUUAACUCGGUAUAUAGACAAUGCAGGGUUGCUGACCAUUCAAUUGGGCCUUUGGAGAUAAGAGUUGUGAAGAGUGGGACUUUUGAAGAGCUUAUGGAUUAUGCUAUUUCAAGGGGUGCGUCUAUUAAUCAGUAUAAGGUUCCAAGGUGUGUUAAUUUUACCCCCAUAAUGGAGCUAUUGGACUCAAGGGUUGUGUCCGUGCAUUUUAGCCAACGUUUGCCACAUUGGUCUCCUCAAAGGAGAAGGUGAUUAAGUGAAUUUGUAAUUGGGCCUACCGAGUUUAAGUCUAAUGUCUAAUCAUGUAGAUGUAGAUUUUUGUUAAUUUAAUUUAAUUUUUUAAUUUAAUCUUUUGAAGUUGUAAGUUUAGACUAGGACCUGGUGAGAGUUCAAUGGGAGAUGUUGUACUGGAACGUCUCUUGGCCAGGUAAUUGUGUAUUUUGGUUGAAUUAACUUGUUAAGAGCAUGUGACUUUCGUUCUUUUUUA
Messenger RNA from Arachis stenosperma, 2216 nucleotides. RefSeq names its product probable indole-3-acetic acid-amido synthetase GH3.1. The transcript has 3 exons. The record is from RefSeq and is a predicted model, not a curated record. Lineage: Eukaryota; Viridiplantae; Streptophyta; Magnoliopsida; Fabales; Fabaceae. Gene Ontology annotation, molecular function: acid-amino acid ligase activity. Gene Ontology annotation, cellular component: cytoplasm. Bases 188 to 1981 code for a protein of 597 amino acids.